Molecule: messenger RNA, 15779 nt
Organism: Girardinichthys multiradiatus
Lineage: Eukaryota; Metazoa; Chordata; Actinopteri; Cyprinodontiformes; Goodeidae
Gene: abca12
Product: ATP-binding cassette, sub-family A (ABC1), member 12
Exons: 75
Coding region: 5-15154 (5049 amino acids)
Biological process (GO): lipid transport; transmembrane transport
Cellular component (GO): membrane; intracellular membrane-bounded organelle
Molecular function (GO): ABC-type transporter activity; ATP hydrolysis activity; lipid carrier activity
Source: RefSeq, a predicted model, not a curated record
GUCCAUGACUCUGGUUGCCUGGCCUUUGGUCAUCUUCAUCCUCAUCGCUGUGACUCGUGUCCAUUUCCCUGCGAUUGUAAAAGACACAUGUUAUGUCGGACCCCGGAACCUACCAAGCACAGGCUUCUUCCCUUUCCUGCAGACCCUCCUCUGCAACACAGACAGCAAAUGUCACAACACGUCUCGCCUGGUGGACUCAACUGCAUCAAAGUCACCAAGAGAUCGAAGGUCUGCUCCUUUACCAAAGACAUCUCCAUUGGCAGAUCUGUUGCAAGGGAAGGAUUUUUUCAGCCAGACUUUCCCUACUGACCCUCAAAGUGACACUGCAGCAUUGGUUAAGUUCCUGGAAAACAUUAUUGGUUCAUCUAACAGAGAUAACUAUACAAAUGUUUUUCCCAUGAAUGCCCUCAACACUUCUCUGUACGAUCAGGAUCAGGCCACCUUCCCAGACACUGGUGACUUACUCUACCAAGUGCAUCCAGUGUUUGAAGGAAGCAUUGAAGUGAUCCGGUAUAUCCAGAACUGGCCUGGACAAGAUGUUUCGAUAACACUUGGAGACAUUGUCACAUUAAGGAAUGACUCAGUUAGAGACAUUGUGAAGCAAAUUCUACAGGAGGUUCACAUACCACUGCACCAGGCUCUAGGGCUGAUGUGGGACAAAGAUAUGGUGAGCUCUUACUUGUGUGGCAACAGCAACAACACGAUGUGGCUAACAGCAGCAUGCAGCACUGGCACCGUGGACAUGCUUCUGAGGUGGAUUUGUCCUGACAAGGUGGCAAAAGAGGUUUUCCUGGCAUGGACUAAGCAUGUGGCAGCAGAUGAUGUGUCCUUUGUGAGAGAACUGGUUCAAAAUCUGAUGGGGGAUUCAACCUCAGGAAAUCAGGGAGUUUCCAGGUCAAGGCGAAGCUUUGAUACAGAGCAACAAAGCAAUGAGGCGGAGCUGUUUAUGGGAGUCAGUCAAGCAUUGCUGGAGAUCACAAAAAUUGAUCCUGAGGUGGAGAUGGUUGGUCAGAGAGUGUUCAAAACCAGUUUCCAGUCCAUGAAGGCAGCCAGGGUGACACUAGUCACUGUAACAAAAGUGAUGAGCCAUAUCCUGGAAGACACAGAAAAUCUUCAAAUGACGUAUCAGAUGUUGAUGACAAACCAGUCUGAGGCAGCAGCUUGGUUUAGCCGUGUAAUGGACAGUGUGGUGGAAGUCUUUGAGGAGGCAAUGGAAAGUGAAGAAUGUGAGGAACUUCUUGAGCCCUUCGAGUGGCUGUUGUCCUCCGAGACAGUAAAUGUGGAAGUGUGGAGAUCUGUGUUGUGCCAAAACAUCUCUGCACUGAAGGAAGCUUUGCCGAUGGACUGGAAUCUUGUGCAAGAAGUGUACUACGUCCUCACAGGUCAAGCAGACUUUAACCUGACACUUCCCAUAAUGCUCUCUGAAUGGAACAACUUGUACAAUGCCAGCAUGCAAUUUGGAGAAUUUUUGGAGAGACUGAUAAGCCAGCUGGGUGAAGACUCCUGGAUGAACUGGAUCCCUGGCCACUACACACAUAACAUCAUGGAAACUCUUCAACAAAGUCUCUCCAUGUCAAUGGGAAACUUGGGGGAAAAGCUUGAGGAGAGUGAUAUGUGGCCUGGCAUGAAGAAUUACUUCCACAUCAUGUACUGGAUUUUGAACUACAGACCUGGUUUUGAAAAAGAUCCACCAAACUGCUUUGUUAAUGGCAACUCAAUGGUCUUUCAUUGUGACACUGGUUUGGACUGGCCAGAGUUUGUUAAAGCAGUAACAGAGGUUGUGAUGUCACCAAGCGAAGAUGUCCUGGCGAAUGCCAUAAGAGGAACAGUCAGUCUGCUGCAGCAUGUGUAUGGGGAAAUCUACAAAAAUCUGACAGCCACAUAUUUAAACCAAGAGCUUGAAGGAGGGGAUGCACUCUCUGCCUAUCUGAUUAAGCUGAUUCUGAACUUGGAUGGCUUUCUCCAGACAGUUACUGUUCUGCCUGAUCGAAACAUCUCAGAUCCUGCAGUCAUUGGUCCGCUCAUCAGCGAUUUGUUAGAAUCUGCAGGUCUUAAACCACUCCAGCCUCUGCUCUUCAAUGGUGGUCCAGUUAAUGAAUCCACAGUGCUCGAUGCAGUCUUACAGAUAAUCAGGCACAACCAGCACAUAUUUACCAUUGGCGAUACAGGCUCUGCAAUGAAGGAUUACUUCUACAUCAUUAACUGGAUUUUGAACUACAGACCUGGUUUUGAAAAAGAUCCACCAAACUGCUUUGUUGAUGUCCACUCAAUGGUCCUUCAUUGUGACACUGGUUUGGAGUGGCCAGAGUUUGUUAAAGCAGUAACAGAGGUUGUGAUGUCACCAAGUGAAGAUGUCCUGGCGAAUGCCAUAAGAGGAACAGUCAGUUUGCUGCAGCAUGUGUAUGGGGAAAUCUACAAAAAUCUGACAGCCACAGAUUUAAACCAAGAGCUUGAAGGAGGGGAUGCACUCUCUGCCUAUCUGAUUAAGCUGAUUCUGAACUUGGAUGGCUUUCUCCAGACAGUUACUGUUCUGCCUGAUCGAAACAUCUCAGAUCCUGCAGUCAUUGGUCCGCUCAUCAGCGAUUUGUUAGAAUCUGCAGGUCUUAAACCACUCCAGCCUCUGCUCUUCAAUGGUGGUCCAGUUAAUGAAUCCACAGUGCUCGAUGCAGUCUUACAGAUAAUCAGGCACAACCAGCACAUAUUUACCAUUGGCGAUACAGGCUCUGCAAUGAAGGAUUACUUCUACAUCAUUAACUGGAUUUUGAACUACAGACCUGGUUUUGAAAAAGAUCCACCAAACUGCUUUGUUGAUGUCCACUCAAUGGUCCUUCAUUGUGACACUGGUUUGGAGUGGCCAGAGUUUGUUAAAGCAGUAACAGAGGUUGUGAUGUCACCAAGUGAAGAUGUCCUGGCGAAUGCCAUAAGAGGAACAGUCAGUUUGCUGCAGCAUGUGUAUGGGGAAAUCUACAAAAAUCUGACAGCCACAGAUUUAAACCAAGAGCUUGAAGGAGGGGAUGCACUCUCUGCCUAUCUGAUUAAGCUGAUUCUGAACUUGGAUGGCUUUCUCCAGACAGUUACUGUUCUGCCUGAUCGAAACAUCUCAGAUCCUGCAGUCAUUGGUCCGCUCAUCAGCGAUUUGUUAGAAUCUGCAGGUCUUAAACCACUCCAGCCUCUGCUCUUCAAUGGUGGUCCAGUUAAUGAAUCCACAGUGCUCGAUGCAGUCUUACAGAUAAUCAGGCACAACCAGCACAUAUUUACCAUUGGCGAUACAGGCUCUGCAAUGAAGGAUUACUUCUACAUCAUUAACUGGAUUUUGAACUACAGACCUGGUUUUGAAAAAGAUCCACCAAACUGCUUUGUUGAUGUCCACUCAAUGGUCCUUCAUUGUGACACUGGUUUGGACUGGCCAGAGUUUGUUAAAGCAGUAACAGAGGUUGUGAUGUCACCAAGCGAAGAUGUCCUGGCGAAUGCCAUAAGAGGAACAGUCAGUUUGCUGCAGCAUGUGUAUGGGGAAAUCUACAAAAAUCUGACAGCCACAGAUUUAAACCAAGAGCUUGAAGGAGGGGAUGCACUCUCUGCCUAUCUGAUUAAGCUGAUUCUGAACUUGGAUGGCUUUCUCCAGACAGUUACUGUUCUGCCUGAUCGAAACAUCUCAGAUCCUGCAGUCAUUGGUCCGCUCAUCAGCGAUUUGUUAGAAUCUGCAGGUCUUAAACCACUCCAGCCUCUGCUCUUCAAUGGUGGUCCAGUUAAUGAAUCCACAGUGCUCGAUGCAGUCUUACAGAUAAUCAGGCACAACCAGCACAUAUUUACCAUUGGCGAUACAGGCUCUGCAAUGAAGGAUUACUUCUACAUCAUUAACUGGAUUUUGAACUACAGACCUGGUUUUGAAAAAGAUCCACCAAACUGCUUUGUUGAUGUCCACUCAAUGGUCCUUCAUUGUGACACUGGUCUUGAGUGGCCAGAGUUUGUUAAAGCAGUAACAGAUGUUGUGAUGUCACCAAGUGAAGAUCUCCUGGCGAAUGCCAUAAGAGGAACAGUCAGUCUGCUGCAGCAUGUGUAUGGGGAAAUCUACAAAAAUCUGACAGCCACAUAUUUAAACCAAGAGCUUGAAGGAGGGGAUGCACUCUCUGCCUAUCUGAUUAAGCUGAUUUUGAACUUGGAUGGCUUUCUCCAGACAGUUACUGUUCUGCCUGAUCGAAACAUCUCAGACCCUGCAGUCAUUGGUCCGCUCAUCAGCAAUUUGUUAGAAUCUGCAGGUCUUAAACCACUCCAGCCUCUGCUCUUCAAUGGUGGUCCAGUUAAUGAAUCCACAGUGCUCGAUGCAGUCUUACAGAUAAUCAGGCACAACCAGCAGAUAUUUACCAUUGGCGAUACAGGCUCUGCAAUGAAACGACUGGAGCAGUUGAUCAUGGAGUUCCUAUCCUUAGAGAGGAAUUUAACGCUUUCCUUCUCCCACAUUCUGAAACACAGUCUGCUGACAUACUCACUUUCCAUCAACCCUAAAGAGAUGGCUUCUCUCAAAGAAACACUUAAUCAUUUUACCAACCAGACCUUUGAUGAAGCAAUCCUUGAUGCCAUGCAGCUUCUGAAAACACUAAUUGAUUCUCUAGAUGGUGACCCAACCAAUAUAAUUCUAGGGUACCUACAACAGCUUCAAAAGUUUGUAACUUCUCUUUUCAGGCUGCAGAAAAUUAAGCAUCUUAUGACAUCCAAUGGUCAAUUCACUCCUGUUGAAGUCGCUGACCUUCAGGCAGCCUCCGUGGACUUUCUUAACCUGCUCGACCCUGAGAAACUGCAGAGUCUCAUUCAUGAUGGACCAGAUGUUGCCCAAGACCUUAUCAUUCAGACGUUAGUGGCAUUCCUGCCACCCGAUGUCCAGAAAAAUGCUACUAACUUUCUGCAGGAUUUUAAAGCUCUGCAGGAUGAGAUAACCCAAUGUGUAGAAGGCAAGAACUGCCAACAAGGAAUUUCGGAAAUCUUUACUUUACUGGAUCAGAUAAUAGAAUUUAUGCUAGCAGCCAGUGGAAAUAUCACAAUCACAAUUACGCCAACUAACACUGUCCCCUGGAGCCAGGAGCAUGAGGAACUUUUAACAGCAUUCUUCUCACUCAUGUUGCCACCAAAUGAUGCAGCCUAUGUAGAAACAUUCAAACAGACCCUUUCUUUCAUGAAAUUGGUCGUAGAAAUUCAAAACGUCACAACAUCUAAUGUCCAGAGUGCCCUAAAGCAGUCAAACCUAACCAUUUUGAAACUGGAUGAACUUUCAACACUUGCUGGAGCUUCCAGCCUGAAUGAUCUGAUAGUAAAGAUGUUAGAGAUUUCCACUGACAUUGACAAAAGGUGUUCUGGACCUAAGAGUAACAUGACAAUGACAUCAGACUGUGUUCUGGGAUUGAUAAAUGCCGUUAGCAGCUAUAUGACUAACAUACCAGCUCUCCAAAAUGAAACAAGCCUCCUCUCUUUCAUCUCAGUUAUUGUCAAUGAAACUCUCAGUGAUUUUAAUCAAGUGGACUUCAGCUCUGAUCCUGACAUGGCUGUCAUGCAAACCUUGGAAGCCAUCUUGACCAAUAUCAAGAUGAUACUUCAGCUGAACCAACAGAACAGUUCGGAUAUCACGAAUGAAAUCACAAUGGUGGAGCAUCUAAUACAGCUGGUCACUGAUAUGGAACCAUUCAGCUGCUUAAAUACCACCUUGAUAGAGGACCCAGUUCAUGGACAGAAGGUCUUUCUGGAGCUUGUGGACUGGUAUUUGACAAGGCUGGAAAUGAUCACCAGCAACAGUUCAAUUUCAGAGUUCCUAUAUGACUUUUUCUACAUCACAAGGAUGCAAGUGGCAGCCCAGCUGGCUCAAAUUGAAUUCUCCAUGUUUGUCAGUGAGAAGAUAGAGUUCCUGCUGGACAGACUCGAGUACCCAUUGAAUGGCACAGACAUAAGUGUAAUUGGACAGACAACAAUCGAGAUCAUUCAGCAUCUAUUGGUCUAUAUAAACAACACCAUGGAGCUUCCGGAUAACAUUACAGGUUUGGAACAGCUGCAGUCCAUUCAGGUCCAAAUCAAACUCUACCUUGACCUUGUUGAGGAUUGGAUAAAACAGCCAAAUGUCCAGUUGCUCCUUACUAGUAUGCUCCAAUGGGGAAACUCCUCUAUGAUGUUGUCAACUCCUGUGAGAGACCUAAAUCUUCUGCUGCAGACGAUGGUGAAUUUGCUCAAUGAGGAUCAGAUUGCAUACCUCCUGAUGAUAAAUAACAUAACAGAAUCUCUCAGCAAUGCUAUAAAUGAGACAGAGCAACCAGGUGGCUUACAGAGCGAACAGUUUGUAACUGCAAUCCUAACUGCCCUCCACAGAGCCAUGCAGAUCCCGAACCCAAUCAUGGCUCACCUUUCAUCCGCUUUGCAGCAGGAUAUUCUGGGAAUUGUGCAAGGUUCCCUAACUCUUAUUGUUAGUGAAGAUAUGAGUUUUGCUGCAUCACAGCACAUCUCCAUAGUCAUCCUGGAGAGAGUUGAGAAAGUUAUCCAAGAAAUAAUACCAGAAUGCUAUGCUGAAUACCUGCUGCCAAUGAUCAAACUACUCACCACAUACUUUGAGAGCACAUCUACAAGCAGCGGGCCAAAUCAAUGGAAUCAAAUAAUUUUGAAUGAGAUGAAGGCAAUCCAGAACCUUCUGCCUCCAAACUACACAGCACAGUACUACAUCUCUGUCAUCAUUGAGAUCACAGACUUCAUCUUGAACAAUGGCCAAGGCAACAUGAGUCUCUGGGAAAGUUUUGAGGGUGCAACAAUGGAAAGUUUACCAGAGGUUAUCAGCCAGCUGACCAAACUUGUGGGGAUGUUUGUGCAACUUGUAAUGGAAGGCCCACCUUCUACAUCUUUGGACAAUUUGAGCCUUUUUGUUCCUGUUUUGGAACAGGUGAUAACCGGGAAUGCGGAUCAAGACACAUGGGACAAACUUGAACAGAUGCUGGAAACCCUGCUGUCAGCCUUCGAAGGAGAAGAUCUUUGGAACAACGUCUCAUCUGUCAUGCCUCUUUUUGAAAAACUCACUGAAACUGUGGUGAACAACCUGCAAGCAGAGGAUGAAAUGAUACUAAGCCUCCAGAUGCCCCUGGCAUCCCUGAUGAGAGACAUUGCACUGGCUGUGAACACCAGUCAUCUGAACAUAUCUGAGCUCACAGUGGAAAUGCAGCUUGCCAUUGAAAGGACACUUCAAGCAGCCCAGCAGGCAAGUGGCACAUUGAACUGCAGCAAGGCUCUUAAACCAUGGGAGCCUGUUGGAGAGGCAGCAGGGGUAAACCUUUCCACAUUUUCUGUGUGGUGUGAAACCAGCCUGCAGCCUGUUUUGAAAGCCUAUGCAGCAGUUUUGACUGACUUGUCCCACCUGAACAUGAGUCACAUGGGCAUGGAACCAAUAAGUGUGAGCCUUGCAGCUGGCAGGAUUGUCAAAAUAUUACAGUCUCUCUAUCAUGUCAGCAUUAACCGUACAGAUGUGAUAGAACAGUUCAUCAUGACUCUCUCAGGCCAGCUCCACCAGCUGACAGGCCUGCAUUUGAGCCACGAGGGACAGAAUUACUGGUACAAGCUGCUCCAGGACAUGCAGUUGCAAAGCAGUUUGAUUGGCAUUAAUCAGCUCUCAGAUGAAUUGCUUGAUGUAGCUCCUUUCCUUCAGCCCUACUUUAAAGCUGCAUUCAAGGCAAUGAGCCACAUUCUGGACAAUUACGACCUCAAUGAAAGCAGCAGAUCAUCCCAGGAGCUCAUUGAAGAAGCAGCAAUGAUCUUCCUAACCUCUGCAAACAUCACUUUGAAUGACAUCUUCCCCAUGAUGUCAGGAAAUGCCUCUGGGCUUAAUUUGGACCUUCUUGGUGAAACUAUGGGGGAGAUAAUUAAACUGAUUAUAGAAACACGGGUUUUUGGACAUUCGCCUGAGGUUUACCAGGCCUUGGAGCACCUUCUGGCAACGAACAGCACUUACAUAAUGGUGGAACGUGUGUAUGAGAUGUUCGUGUGGCUGGCCUCAACAGAAGCAUCUGGACUGGAACUGCUGAGCCAGGGUCUUUCCAAAAUGUAUGAAGUCAUCAGGCUUCCGUUAUCUAUUCUGACCAAAUUGAGUAUGGACGUUGAUACAGAAGCAUACGAAGAGCUGUUUGGAAACAUGUUUGCAGCUUUUAACCAAAUUGUGGGCACAAGUGGUCUUUACCCCCCAAUGCUCCAACAUCACUAUGUGUCUUAUUCUGAAAUGUCCGGCAGCCAUCACAUAAUGAGGAACAGGUGGAAACGUGACCUGUCACUGAUGAUGACAAGAGACCCCAUGCAAGACAUAAUUGACUUGUUCCACAUCGACUACCCAGCCAUGUUCAGAGCCAUUUCUGUGCCUCCAACCACAGCGGAAAUCACAGAGACAGCCCAUGUGUUGUUUGCAAAUCCUGAUCUGAAUGUUGUGAUGAAGGGAGCCACAAGCGGCAUGCCAUGGAGCUUCAAUGCUUCACGGGAAGCAACUAUUGAUGCCACCUUUGGGAUGUUCUCCUUAUUUACACAUCCUCAACUGUUUGAGAUGCCAUCAAUGGACAUCCUGACAAAUGCUGCUGAGAUGCUUCCCGAUGGUUUACCAUUUGCCUCCAUGAUAAAAACAUUUAGCAGGGCACUGGCAAGUGAACCUCCAGAGAAUCUGAGAGCCAUGGAGGAAGCCAUCCAAACAGCCAUUGAACUCCUUCAGAUCAGCCCAACUGACCCACAGUUCACAGAUCAACUAAACCAACUGAGAUAUCAGAUGUGUGCUUUGGAGAACGCAGAUUCUGUGGCCCUUCUCCUGCAGCCACUUUCCAUGAAACCUGGAGAUCUCUGUGACACGAUUUUGCCCAGCCUGCAGGCCUUGGCCGAGGCUCAACAGACCAACAUAACCUCUCUGUCAGAAAUCCUCUUCCAGGCCAUAGUCGGAGAUCCCAGAAACUACAACCUUCAGUCAGAUUGGACCACUGUGUUGAGUGAAGUGCUGGGCUUAAACAUCAGCAGUAUGAGCUUGAUCAAUUUUACUGCUCCAGUGGUGACAGUUGGGGAGAUGCUGAGGAAUAAGGAAGCUUUCAUUCAGGCCGUCCAGGAACACAUGAAUAUAGAUCCUGCAGCUCUUCUUAUCCUGAUGGAAACCCCUCUAUUGAACAACACGGAGAUCCUGACUUGGCUGGUGAACCUGCGUUACUGUCCCCCGACUGAAACAAUGAACGUGACAGAUGCAGCCAUUCUGGCAACCUUCUGCUCUAUGUCUGCUGAAGACUGGUACAAACUCUCACUGCUGACGGCUGAACAUGUAAACACGGAGAAGCUCAUUUACAGAAUGGUGUUGACUGAGGAACUUCAGAGCCUGGUUGGAGUCAUGGCUGAGGGGGCAGAGGUUGCAAUGCAAAUGAUGAACAAGAUUCUUCCUACAGUCAGGCAAUUGGAAAGCUACCUGCUCUCCAUCAAAGAUCUCAACCUGGAAUCCAGCAGUGAUGUUACCCAUAUGACAAGAGGGAUGAAAAGCAGCAUCUCCACCAAAGCUACAUUUGUGACCUUGUCCCGUGCUCUGUGUAGUAACGGCAUCAUCGCUCUGUUUGGAAUCUCUAAAAUGCCCGAGCUGUCUGAAUCUGGCCCCACAUUCCCUAGCAACCAAAAGAGAGAGGAGAUGAUUGAGAGGUUCAAGAUCCCACGGGAUGCCUCGCCCUUCUGUAUGAACAUGUACCUGGACAUGGUCAACACCACAGGAGGAGCCAUCGCCUGGGCUUUCCUUAAACCAAUGCUGAUGGGCCAGAUCCUCUUCACACCUGACACACCCGCCACCAGGGCUAUAAUGGAGAAGGCCAAUGCCACCUUGCACGACUUGGCAAAUCUGAAGAAAUCCUCGGAGGACUGGAUCGAAUCCUCAAGUUACCUCAUAAAGUCAGCCGAAUUACUCAGCACCACUUUGCCAAUGCUGAAGAAUUCCCUCAGCAACUCCUUUGUGAAGAAUUUCAUUGAGAUGCAGACAGACAUAAAUGUCGACACCAUAUUGGGGAUGCUCAGCAGCUUCUCUAAUGUUACCGAGAUGCUGCACAAGAACAAGCAAAUACUUGAUCAGAUCAGCACUUUGUCAAAUCUGAUGAUAAAGCUCUCCUCAUGCAUCAAGUUUGACCGUUACCGUGGCUAUGACUCAGCUGACGAGCUCAACACCAUGGCUCAGGAGCUUGCCAAAAACCGUGAGCUCUAUGCAAGUGUCAUCUUCAAGACUGAAGAUUCAUCAAGGAAGCGGGAAGCCAGAUCCUCCCCAUCCUCCUCCUCGACCCAACUGCCUCCCAAAGUCAGCUACACCAUCAGGAUGCACAUGGACAACGUCAUGCGAACAGACAGGGCGCGAAACCCCUACUUUGUGAGGGACAACCACAUCUCGGCCAGCUUUACGAUGCGCUACAACCGAGGGUUCAUCUAUCUGCAAGAGAACAUCGACCGGGCCAUCAUCGAAACCCAGACUGGGCAGAAGGUCACCGAGCCUGCCGUGCAGCUGCAGCCCUUCCCGUAUCCGUGCUAUCUGAGAGACGAGUAUCUGGAGGCCAUCUCUUUUGUCUUCCCUCUCUUGCUGAUGAUACCAUGGGUGUUGUUUGUGGCUGACUUUGUGAAAAAACUAGUGCACGAGAGGGAGCUGAGGCUGCAUCAGUACAUGAAAAUGAUGGGCGUAAAUCCGCUCAGCCAUUUCUUUGCCUGGUUCCUGGAGUGUGCCGCCUUCCUGGUUGUGACCAUCAUUAUCCUCACAUUGGUGCUGAAGUUUGGAAACAUUCUGCCCAAAAGUGACGGCUUCCUCACCUUCCUCUACCUCUGUAACUUUGGAUUGAGCAUCAUUUCCUUUUGCUACCUGAUCAGCUCCUUCUUCGACAAGACCUACAUCGCUGGCCUGAGUGGAAGCCUUAUCUACAUCCUUAGCUUCUUCCCUUUCAUUAUAGUUAUGUCCCUGGAGGCUAAUCUAAAUAUUUCCCAGAAGAACAUUCUGAGUUUGUUUUCGCCGACCUGCUUCAGCUAUGCCAGUCAAUACAUUUCCCGCUACGAGGCGCAAGGAGAAGGAAUUCAGUGGAGCAACUCUUACAGUUCACCCAUGGCUGGAGAUACAGCAACAUUUGGUUGGCUGAACUGGCUCUUGCUCAUCGACUCCCUUCUGUACUUCCUCAUCGGGGCCUACAUUAGAGUUGUUUUCCCAGGAAAAUAUGGCAUCCCAGCUCCAUGGUAUUUCCCCUUCAAACUCUCUUUCUGGGCUGACCUGUGCAGUGGCUUUCAGACAAACAACAAGGCAGGAAAAGGACUCCUGUUUUCCAACAUCAUGCAGAAAAACCAGCCUGUCUUUGCAGAUGGCAAAGGGAAAGGCAAAAGCAGCCUUUCUUACCAGGCUGGGGAGGAUUUCUCUGAGCUCCCAGUGGGAGUUGCACUUCACGGUCUCACUAAGCUGUACGGUGACCAAGCAGCUAUUCAAAACCUUAAUGUCAACUUCCACGAGGGCCAUGUCACCUCACUGCUUGGUCACAAUGGAGCUGGCAAGACCACUACCAUGUCGCUUCUGACUGGCCUUUAUCCUCCAACGUCUGGCUCUAUCGAGGUGUAUGGCAGAGACAUGCAGACAAACAUAGAAAAGGUCCGCAGAGAGCUUGGGGUCUGCAUGCAAUAUGACGUCCUCUUCAACCAUAUGACUGCCAAGGAACACCUGCUGCUGUAUGGCCAGAUCAAGGCUCCACACUGGUCACAAAAAGAACUGCGAGAACAAGUCCGCACGAUCCUGGAGGAGACAGACAUGUACACUCAUAGACACAAGAGGGUCGAUGCCUUGUCAGGUGGAAUGAGGCGCAAGCUCUCAAUCUCCAUCGCCUUCAUCGGAGGCUCUCGCUUGGUGGUUCUGGAUGAGCCUACAACAGGAGUGGAUCCCUGCUCCAGGCGCAGCAUCUGGGACAUUGUUAUCCAGCAUAAGAGCAACCGGACCAUUAUUAUGUCCACCCACCACUUGGACGAGGCUGAAGUGUUGAGCGAUCGGAUCGCCUUCCUGGAGAGAGGUGGAUUGAAAUGCUGUGGAUCACCUUUCUACUUGAAAGACAAGCUGGGUCAAGGCUACAAACUCACCCUCACCAAGAAGGUCCAACGCCCAGAGGGUGAGCACAUUGACAGCGCUGACCUGAAGGCCUUCAUCCAAGCUCAUCUUCCUGAAGCGUGCCUUAAAGAAACCCAGAGGGGUGAUGUGGUCUACUCUCUGCCCCCCUUCACUUCAUCCAACGCCUCAUCAUAUCGCUCCCUCCUGACCGCGCUUGACGCCAACCUGGAUGAUCUUCAGCUUGGGGGCUAUGGUGUAUCUGACACCACACUAGAGGAGAUUUUCCUCCAGUUGACUAAUGGAAGUCCAGGAGGUGAGGACAAACUUCUGUCUAUCUCUGAGACGGUUUCUGAUACUGCAUCUAUCGACAGCUUCCCAUCAGGCACCUGUGACAGCAGCUUUGGCAUUGGUGACAAGAUCAAGCUUACCAGUUCAUCAACUCUAUUGGGCAUGGGCCUGGCCUGGCAGCAGUUGACAGCCAUGCUGAUCAAAAGGUUCCAUCACAGCCGAAGAGACUGGAAGGGCCUGAUCUCUCAGAUCCUGCUUCCUGUUCUCUUUGUGCUGGUUGGUAUGGGUCUUGGCUCCAUCAAGAGCGACGUGCAGCACUAUCCUGAGCUGGUGCUGAGCCCUGCUCUCUACAACGUCGGACCAAGCUAUUCUUUCUUCAGUAACCAGAAUCCCGAAUCCAACCAUCUGGUGGACACCAUGAUGUCAUUCCCUGGGAUCGAUAAUGCCUGCCUCGAUAAGUCUGAUAACCCGGUCUGCACAAGGAGCACAAACAACUGGAGCUCCACGGGGAAUGUCUCCAAACCAUUUAGUGUGUGUAAAUGCACCCAACAGGAACAGAUUUGUGACAAGAACAACUCCCAGCCCCCCUACAAGAAGGUCCCCUCAUCUCAGAUCGUCUAUAAUCUGACUGGCUUCAGUGUGGAGAAUUACCUGGUGGCUACAGCCAAUGACUUCGUCAGGAACAGGUAUGGUGGCUUUACUUUUGGUAUGCCGCUCCCACCUGACUUGCGAAUGGACCUUAAGGCUGUUCCCAAAAACCGCACACUGUCUAAGGUCUGGUUCAACCCCGAGGGCCAUCACACAAUGCCAGCAUACUUAAACAGCCUCAACAACUUGAUCCUGCGUUCCAAUAUUCCAGCAGACAAAGAUCCACAGAAAUAUGCCAUUUCAGUCUCCAGCCAUCCCUACUUUGGCCGGAUGGAUGACGAAGACCAAGUCAUUGAGGGAAUGCUCCAGAUCCUGGUGGCCAUGUGUAUACUGACGGGAUUUUCAAUUACGACAGCCAGUUUUGCCAUCUACAUAGUCAAUGAGCAUCACAGUGGCUUCAAGAGGCUUCAGCACAUUGCCGGCAUCAGUGAGCCCUUCUACUGGGCUGUGAACUUCUUUUAUGACAUGGUCAUAUACUUGAUCCCAGUGACACUGACCAUCUGUGUGAUUGCUGCCUUCCAAAUUCCAGCAUUUACGGAUCGACAAAACUUGAGUGCCGUCAGUCUGCUUUUUGUGCUCUAUGGGUUCGCCACAUUUCCCUGGAUGUAUCUGUUAGCGGGUGUCUUCAAAGAUGUGGAAAAGGCCUUCAUCACUUAUGUGUGCAUCAACCUGUUCAUCAGCGUCAACACCAUCAUGUCCACCUCCAUUCUAUACUUUUUGGGACAAAUAUCAAACCACAACUUUGAGAUCAUCCAGGGGAUCCUGAAGAAGCUGAACUAUGCAUUCCUCAUCUUCCCCCAGUUCAACUUUGGGAACGGACUAAUGCAGCUGGCCAGGACGAACAUCGAGGUCCAGAUUCUCAGUGGCUAUGGAAUCGACUCCUAUAAGAAUCCAUUCUCCACAGAGAGCUUGGGCUGGAUGUUCAUCUCUUCCUUCAUCCAAGGCGUUUUCUUCUUCACCUUGCGCCUCCUACUUAACAGGUCCCUCAUACGCAAAGUCAGGCAUCUUAUUAUGAGAAGAAGGACUGUUAUUUUGCCUCAGGAUAAUCUAGAAGAAGAGGAUGAGGAUGUGGCAACAGAAGAUCUUCGGGUGGCCAGUGGAGCAGCCAGCUCAGACGUUUUGCAGAUCAAACAGCUGACAAAGGUCUAUCAACACCUCAAUAGCGAUGUGCCUGCUGUCAAAAAGCUGUCUGUGGGCAUCCCUGCUGGAGAGUGCUUUGGUCUCCUGGGAGUGAACGGGGCAGGAAAAACAACCACAUUCAAGAUGCUGACUGGAGAUGUUAGCCCCACUGAUGGCUCUGCACAGAUCAGGGACAGGGAGGGGCGCUUGGUAGACAUCAUGGAGUGCCGUGGCAAGGGAAUUAACAUUGGCUACUGUCCCCAGGUGGAUGCACUUGACGAUCUGCUCACUGGAGAAGAACAUUUGUACUUCUAUGCUCGCAUUCGUGGCAUCUCAAAGAGGGAGAUAGCUGGGGUGGUUAACUACCUUCUGAAGAGGCUGGAGCUGAAUUACCACAGAAACGUCGUUACUGAUGGAUACAGCUGUGGAACCCGCAGAAAGCUCUCCACUGCUCUGGCUCUCAUCGGGCAUCCACAAAUCCUGCUCCUGGAUGAGCCAACCUCUGGCAUGGACCCACGCGCCAAACGCCAUCUAUGGAAGAUCAUCUCAGAAGAAGUGAGGGGCAAAAGUGCAGUGGUUCUCACUUCUCACAGCAUGGAGGAGUGUGAGGCGCUCUGCAGUCGUCUUGCCAUCAUGGUGAAAGGUCAGUUCCAAUGCCUGGGCUCCCUGCAGCACAUCAAGAACAGGUUUGGCAGCGGGUUCACUGUGAAGAUGUACUUGGCCGAGCCCUCAUGUGAUGCAGAGGCAAUCACUGCUUUCAUGCAGUGCAGAUUCUCCACUACAUAUCUCAAGGACCAGCACUCUGCCAUGGUGGAAUACCACAUACCAAAUGCUCCUGGAGGGGUUGCUGACAUCUUCAGCCAGCUCGAGUCCAACAAGCAUGCUCUGCGGAUCAAACACUUCUCUGUGAGCCAGACCACACUGGAUGAGGUCUUCAUCAAUUUUGCCAUGGGAAAUAUUGGCAUGGAAACCAUUCCGAUUCACAGUGAAGACGACUUGGAAGACCUGGACUCCAUUAAGGCUGUAAAAACAUAGAACUGACUGAAAUGAAACAAGUUCAUUUACACAUCUUAAAUAUAUAAAUAGUUCUAGUAUGUAUGUGUAAAAGAUUGAUCAAAUGAAGGGUAAAUGACAUUUUUAUCUUUACCAAAUUAAAAUAUUUUUAGAAGCAUUACUUGCACUUUUAAGGACACAUGAACAAAUGAAGUUGAUAAACUGAUCCUGCAGUUGUUCACUGUUUCCUUUCCUUACUUUUGAUUUAAAUGCAAUUUAUUUGCUUUCUUUGUGGUUGGGCAAUUAGAAAUUAUCCAGGUAAUUAUUAUAAGUGUAUUCCUCAAUAUUAUAUCCAGCUGACCAUAAUACUGGUAUACUUUGAUUGUGUCCUAAUUAUUCUCACUCAUCACCAUAUUUUCAAAUGCAGGUACAUAUAAUUGUAAGUACCAGGUGAAACAGAAAAGUAAAUAUCUGUACUUAAUGCUCAAUAGGCAGUUUUCUUCUAAUCCCUAACCAACCUCUAAGGAUACACAUUAUAAUUGGAAUGACUCUACUGAAUAAUAAAUAGUCUCUCUUGCUUUUGGACCAUCUAACUGCAAUCUUGAAUGUAUUAACUUUGGUUUUUGUGAUCAAAAUAAAGCUAUUUUUCAAAUGCUGUUGCGAUAAA